AUGACCGAUGUUGGUCGAGCGUUGAAGUCAAGGAAGUUGAAGCCGUGUUUUAUUUGUCCGUUUCAGAUUAUGGAAAGAGUGGGAGAAGUAGCUUAUCGUAUUGUGUUACCGUUGAUGCUUGCGUACUUGCACGAUGUGUUUCAUGUGUCUCAGUUGAGGAAAUACAUUGUGGAUCCGUCUAUUGUGAUCCAAGUGGAUGAUGUGCAGGUGAAAGAUAAUAUGAUAGUUGAGACAUUACCUAUGAGGAUCGAAGAUCGGAAGUUGAAACAACUGCGAGUGCAUUUAUAUGCGUUGAUGGAUGUUUUGAUGUGGGGUGAGGCCCUUGGAAGGGGAGAGUUGUCUUAG
Molecule: messenger RNA, 345 nt
Organism: Vicia villosa (hairy vetch)
Lineage: Eukaryota; Viridiplantae; Streptophyta; Magnoliopsida; Fabales; Fabaceae
Exons: 2
Coding region: 1-345 (114 amino acids)
Source: RefSeq, a predicted model, not a curated record